Messenger RNA from Laccaria bicolor S238N-H82, 1911 nucleotides. RefSeq lists its product as uncharacterized. The record is from RefSeq and is a predicted model, not a curated record. Bases 1 to 1911 code for a protein of 636 amino acids. Lineage: Eukaryota; Fungi; Basidiomycota; Agaricomycetes; Agaricales; Hydnangiaceae. The transcript is spliced from 5 exons.
AUGUACAACCCUCACAACCGCCUGAUCGCACCUCUCGCCUUAAAAUUACUCCAUUUAUCAGCUAGAAGGCAAAUUCCCGAAACUCUACCCGUCCUCUGGCACUCCCCUUCAGACACUGACGUCUUCGGGGUUGGGGAUACCAUCCUCGCAGCCUGGACAGCGGAGAGAGCUGUUGUGUCGCCUUUUUUUCAGUUGUGUAUAUCUACAGAGGCAGUGGAAGACUCGGUAUCAGCUGAUGUUACGUGUGGGACGACUGUGUGGCCUGUGGUCACGUCAAGCGCUGAGGGAUUGUACAGCACAUCUUUGUCCGCACCGAAUGUAACUUCCACCUCACCUGUUUUUCUUCAGAUGAGGGACGAUUUUGGCUCACUCGCACGAUCCCCCGUGUUCACUCUUGAUCCGAUUGCACCUUUUGCUUCCGAAAGUGGGACAGGCUCCCCUUCUUCGGAUCCCUCUGCAACAACAGCAGCCCCAGAACCACCCCCUUCAUCAUCAUCGUCUUCAUCACCGUCUGCCACAUCACAAACACAAAACGAAUAUUUUACGGCGAGAAAGCAGAGCGACGACAGUUUGGCUAGCGCUAUUACCUGGCAAUCCCCUUCCUCAGACGACGUCUUUGGGUCUGGGGACACUAUCAUCGGGAGGUGGCAGACAGAGAAAGCUGCGGUGUCGCCUUCUUUCCAGCUUUGCAUGUCUACAGACGCAGGGGCGGACACAGGAUCAGCGGACAGUACAUGCGGAACGACUGUCUGGCCUACAGUCACUUCAGAUGCUGGAACGUACAGCGUAUCUUUGUCUGCGCCGAAUAUAACCUCAGCCUCGCACUUCAUUCUUCGGAUGACGGAUAAUUUUGGCUCUACCGCCGAGUCUCCUGUUUUCAAACUUGAUCCAAAUGCAUCUUCUGCAUCCGAAACGUCGACAGAACUCCCUUCUUCAACGGCAGCUUUUAUGACUACGUCAACGGCGGCCUCACCCUCUUCUUCUCCACCAUAUCCUGCCUCCUCGUCCAACGCAUCGCAAAUCCAUAACGGAACCACUCCGAAUGCAGCCCCUCAGAUAUCACAGAACCCAAAUUCUGAACCAGAUGUCCUAGCCUCCCGCCAACCACCCCCCGUUGCAGCCUACGCUGUUCCCCUCUCUGUAGUUUCCGCGAUCAUCCUCGCAGCUGGAAUCAUGUCUCUCAGGCACAAGCAAAAGCUGAAAGCUGACCGCCUCCGCGACGCUGUGACUGCCAAUCUCGAUCCCAGUGCAAGUGUAGGCAGCUUCAAAUCGGCUGAUGAAGUCGGCCAUGCGUUGAACGUGCUCUCACGAAAUGAGCUGGGCUAUUCUGGGGCUCCGACGGUUCCGGUCCCUGUACCGUUAUUCAUGCCUGUCGACCAUAGAUGGGAGUCGGAAUCGCGAGGGUCGACGAGGCGCGCUUAUCCGCCUUCUUUGUAUAGCUGGGACAGGGAGAGCACAUAUACGACGCCAAACUAUGCCCGCUCGUGGGCGUCGAACCAUUCAAGGCAGAUGUCGGAUCGCCCUAGGCAGACGUCGAAUCACUUGAGGCAGAUAUCGAGUCACUCAAGACAGACAUCGAAUCACUCAAACUCGAGCAAUUACAGGCCUUUCCAGCAAUUACCUCCCUCUCAGCUACGUCCCUACCUUCCGCCCCUAUCAACGUCCAACCGGGCGUUCUUUGACGAGGGAGACACUGGGGUUACUGGUGAUGUAUUGUCAGAAUAUAUGGUCCCCUCGCCGAUCCUUCCGCCUGGGAUGACGGUACCGCCUCCCCGACCACCUGAGAGGCUUCAUGUGCGCGUUGAGAGUCCUGGACGUGGGCCCCAAGGUACUACUAGGCGUCUCACUGAGUACCUGCAGCCGAAUCCGUAUGGAGUGGUAGCGGAGAACCUUCGAUUCGCCCGUUCGUGA